AUUGUUUUACUGCGAAAAAAGAAAAAGAAAAGCGUGUGUUUGCAAAAUCUCCAGUUUUUAGCCCAACGAAACCAUGUCGCGGAGCAACGAGUGCCGGAUUUACAUUGGUAAUUUGCCGCCGGACAUCCGCACCAAAGACAUUCAAGAUCUUUUCCACAAAUUCGGCAAAGUGACUUUCGUGGACCUGAAAAAUCGCCGCGGGCCGCCAUUUGCUUUCGUCGAGUUUGAGGACGCCCGCGAUGCCGACGAUGCGGUCAAGGCGCGCGAUGGAUACGAUUACGAUGGGUACCGGCUGCGGGUGGAGUUUCCGCGUGGCGGUGGCCCGGGGAGCUACCGCGGCAGCCGGCAGAGCAACAGUGAUCGCAGCAGCCGCAGCGACCGCGGGAACCGAGGGCCUCCGGCUCGCCGGUCGCAGUUCCGCGUGAUGGUUUCCGGAUUGCCAUCGUCCGGUUCGUGGCAGGAUCUGAAGGACCACAUGCGCGAAGCGGGCGACGUUUGCUUCGCGGACGUAUACAAGGAUGGAACCGGUGUGGUGGAGUUCCUACGGCACGAGGACAUGAAAUAUGCGAUCAAAAAGCUCGACGAUUCCCGGUUCCGCUCGCACGAGGGAGAGGUGGCGUACAUUCGGGUACGGGAGGAUUCGGGAAAUGACGAUAAGCGAGACUAUCGUGAUAGAAACUCUGUUGAUUGCAGAUCGUAUUCGCCACGCAGACGAAGAGGGACUCCAACCUACUCGCCGGUGCAACGGAGCGUCUCGCGAUCGCGCUCCCGUUCCUAUCACUAAAUCUGGCCACAUCCCGGAGACGUAAAGUAAUUUUAUUUCAAACCAACAUUUAAACCCUCCCUAUGUUUGAGGUAACCUGCGGCGAGAUCGAGGGAAUGCAAGCGACCGGGAAAGACAGAAAGAUUGUUUAGCAUUUUACUGACGAUGAUUGGCCAUUUAAUUCAAUAGUUUUUAUUGCAUGAAAUCGAUGGGUCGGUGGUAGUUUAUUUUCUUUAUUGACUUAGUUGCCUGCUAUUUUGCGUUCGUCGAUCACAGUUGAGCAAAAUAUUAAGAACAUUCGAAAGUGAACCGGACAAACAAACAGAUAACUGUACACAAUAAGGUUCUGUUAGUUUUCUUCUAAUUGUUCUGUUAUGGCCAUUAUGGGGAUGGAUGGAGAUGCGACAAAAAGGUAGAUAACAUUCCUCUGAGCAUGGACAUCGAAGGGCGUCUCCAACGGGUAACAGAAAGUAAAUCAGAACAGCCAAUGCAAGAGUUCGGUGUCAUUCCGGCAAUAAUCGCGUGUGUGUUUCUCGAUAGGGCACCGGUUUAGGCGAUAAAGUGUUGAGGCGUGUGCGACAAUUUAACCAGAAACAACGCAAAUUAUUGUGGAAAGAUAGGUACAAUUCGGGCUUCGAAUUUCAUGGCGACUUCGCGGAGCAAUACAACACUUGUCCUAUGUUUGUAUUAAGAACUAAUCCUGGCAGUGCGGCGCGGAGCAAUGUUUCUUGAAUAUGUCCCCUAACCAGCAGCCCCCCUUAACUUACCAACAUUGACCAACUCACACCAAAAGUCGGCAAAGCAUAAGCUUUCCAAUCUGCCUAUGUUUAUGAACUUCGAAUGAACGGAAACUAAACAUUCAAUUUUAUUCUUCUUCCCGACAGGGUCAAGGAUUGAUAGGAAAAGCUUAUAUUUAAGGAUCCACCAAAGGAGGAUUACGCCAGAGGAUGAAAGAGACGGAAACAAGCGCCCGAAUGUCGGUUGCAUAUCGAUUUUGAACGGCGGGAGCCACCAUAGAACCGGACGAUUGUCGGAAGUGUCAUCAUUAACGGCAACACAGUAGACUUGUCUACGCUUUGCUCCCAAACUGCCAUUCACUGGCAAAAAGGGCACUGUUAAUGGCAUUAGCAAUGGUUUGAGGUCCGUUUUUCGGAGCUGUUGCUCAGUGGCGGUCUGCUCCUUUUUCCAAACACUCUGUUGUUGGGGCAGUGGACAUGCUUUGGCGUUGGCUACGUUUCUGAAGAUUGUUUUUCGCAGAUGCCGGAUGCCGCGAUGGAUAAGGAUCACCCUCUCACUUUACACGAGAUGCGGCAGGCCAUGUCCAAUUCCCCGUCGUUCUGCUACCUCGCAGCGGUAGCUUAGGUGCAGCCGGUUUGUUUCCCCUUCUAGAAGGCGGGUCAUUUUUUAGAGUAUAGCAAGGAAUGGAUUCGCUCUGGAACAGAAUUUGGACAUUUGGAGGAACAGGAUUUUAAGGACGCAUUGGAUUUCACCGAGGAUUCGUUCUCUUCCGCUUCGCGCCUCUCCUCUCUCUCUCUAAGGAAAACGGAACACUUGCACGCUUCGCUCUUGGCGAAUGGUUUGUAACACAAUGGAGUGACAGGAUCACCGUUGGACCGGAGGAAGGAACUUGAAAAGGCCCACGCUUGCAAGGAUUCGCAGGAAGGAAGAAGCGCAAGGAAAAAUGGAUGCCCCUUGGUUUGUGUGUGUGCGUGUGUAUAUGUAAAUUGUGUUGGAGAAUUUGUGGCACCGUUGGAUUGGAAAGAAGCCGCCUAUUCUGGUUCGCUCAACUCUUCGCGCUCCCUCCGAAAAGCGGAAGCUUUUUCCCAUCGUUGGACAUCGUGGGAUAAGUUUGGAGGAGGCCUAGACGGUCCUGUUUUUGCUGUGAAUCCAAGCAAACACGCUGCCAUGGCAACCGCUGUCUCGUUUCGCUCUUAACGCGAAUCGAUCGUGUAGCGAUGGACCCGUUUCUGUACGUACCUCCGCAGCACACUUUGAUCGACCUGCUUCUUGCACGGAGUAGGAAGGAAGGAUCGCCGUUGGAAGAGGAGUUGGGCCUUUCCGGUAAAAUAGCAAUCAAUCGCACUUGACUGACGUUUUUAAAUUAACCUGUUUUCCGUUUCCCGUAGCUUUCCUAACUAAAGUUUGUUUUAACAUUUUCACUGUGUUUCCCCUCCGAUCCUGUUCUGGUGUUUCUGUUUUCUGUGCAUUUUCCCAUUUCGCAGCACAAUCGACUGAAACGCAACUGGCAGAACGGAGGGACGGAUAAAAUGACUAAACCUUUUAAUGUCGUUGAAAGAGCUGAUUUUUAAUUAUUUUCCUCUCAAGUGUCUCGCAUUUUAACACUUAUUUCUUCUACUGUUUCCCCUCUCCUGGGCACUACAUACAUUUAAACUCCUUUCACUGGGCAUCAACUAAAACCGAGCUUUUAGCGCGGACGGAUAGAAAGCAAUACUUAGGACUCUCUCUUUGUGGCCGUAAGUAGAUUACCGAACGGAAGAAAACUACAAUCAUCAUUGGUGGCCCAAGGGAUAAGGCACGGCAACGAAGCAAAACAAGUAUCUUACCACUAGAGGCACCUAUAUUUUUGGGUACGAAACAAUCUUAA
This is a messenger RNA of Anopheles bellator, 3368 nucleotides long. It is a transcript of the gene SF2, whose product is annotated as serine/arginine-rich splicing factor 1A. The transcript is spliced from 4 exons. Lineage: Eukaryota; Metazoa; Arthropoda; Insecta; Diptera; Culicidae. Gene Ontology annotation, cellular component: nucleus; cytoplasm; ribonucleoprotein complex. Bases 74 to 784 code for a protein of 236 amino acids. Gene Ontology annotation, molecular function: mRNA binding. The record is from RefSeq and is a predicted model, not a curated record.